AUGGUUAUGAUGUACGCYCUGAGAGUUCGAAAGCAAAGACGGCGGGGUCGUAUGUAUCAAAGAAGAGKUUGGGCAUGGCCUAGACCACAACACUGGUUUAGAACCAUGCUCGCUAACAGAAACCUGGAUGUUUUGUGGAAAGAUCACUUUCGUGUAUCCAGAACAACAUUCYACUACAUUUGUGAUCUAGUAAGAGCAGAUAUACAACGACAAGCUACUAGGAUGAGACAGCCUGUAAGCGUGGAGGAGCGAGUUGGGUUGUGUUUAUUGCGUCUUGCGACAGGAAACAGUUACAGAACAUGUGGACUACAAUURGGAUUUGGAAAAUCAACAGCUAAAACCAUUUGUCAAGCAUUUGAAGAAUCUUUGACCCGUAAAAAGAACCAGUUUAUUGUGUUUCCUAUUACAAGGCAGGACAUUGAAAAAACUAUGCAAGAUUUUGAAGACAAAAAUGGGAUACCGCAAAUAGCUGGUGCAGUGGAUGAUUCAAGAGUGCUAAGACUUAGUGGGAUUGUGGACAUGGCUGAGAAUCAACAAAUCSUAGCGUUUCCYAAAAAGGAUGUAAAUGGGGUAGAUAUAGGACCGCUUCUUAUUACAGACAGUGCCUACAAGCUAAGGCCAUGGCUCAUAAAACCCUAUCCAAACAGAAGGCAGCUAACACAAGAGCAGAGAAAAUUCAAUCGACACCUUAGUUCUGCAUGA
This is a messenger RNA of Exaiptasia diaphana, 702 nucleotides long. Its product is annotated as protein ANTAGONIST OF LIKE HETEROCHROMATIN PROTEIN 1-like. NCBI's taxonomy places the organism in Eukaryota, Metazoa, Cnidaria, Anthozoa, Actiniaria, Aiptasiidae. The record is from RefSeq and is a predicted model, not a curated record. The transcript has a single exon. The coding region runs from base 1 to 702 and encodes 233 amino acids.